AUGGCAAGCCACGGUAUAUCGCGCGGGUCUGGCCCGGUCGUCCGCUCAGAAGAAGCACGGCAGAAGGAGCUGCGACAGAUCACAAACUACAAAGAUUUGGCGGAUCUGGUGAACACAAAGGUUGCCGAGAAGCAAUAUACGAUCGAAGUUCUGGGCCUAGUCACGAAACUCUUGAACGAGAAUCCUGAAUACUACACGAUAUGGAAUCACCGAAGACGCGUCUUGAUGGCUCUGGUGACCGCAGACACCCCCGAACAAUCACCAGACGAACUCUUGCAGGGCGACCUGCAGCUCACAUUUGCGCUAUUACGAAAGUUCCCCAAAUGCUAUUGGAUAUGGAAUCACAGAAACUGGCUGUUGCGCGAAGGCGAAGCGCUGAUGGGCGCGGAUGCAGCACGUAAGCUCUGGUCAGGAGAAUUACAACUCAUAAACAAGAUGCUGCACGCAGACAGUCGCAACUUCCAUGCUUGGGGCUACAGACGAUUUGUGGUGUCGCAGAUUGAGCGUCUGACCACAUCCGAGGAUGUUCCCGCAUCAGGACCAGCACAGAAGAGCCUCUCCGAAUCUGAAUUCGAGUACACGACCAAGAUGAUCAAGACCAAUCUCUCCAACUUCUCCGCUUGGCACAACCGUAGCCAGCUUAUCCCCAAGAUCCUCCGCGAGCGCAACGCAGACGCUGAGGCGCGCCGUGUAUUUCUCGACUCAGAACUAGCCCUGAUUUGCGAAGCCAUAAACACCGACCCCUUCGACCAGUCCAUAUGGUUCUAUCACCAAUACCUCCUCUCCAUAUUGUCACCGUCGUGUCCGCCGGAUGCGCUUGUCGUCCAGGACCUGAGCAACGGCGAGCGGCAAAAGUACUACGAGCACGAGAUGGAGUACAUCAGGGACAUAUUGGAGGACGAGGCGGAUUGCAAGUGGAUAUACGAAGCGCUGCUCGGGCUUGCAGAGGCUUAUUUGGAGGUAGAUGCUGGGACCGGGUCGUUUACAACGAAGGAUAUGAGGUCGUGGCUAGACGAGCUGAAGCGUCUGGACCCGCUGCGGCGGGGACGAUGGAACGAUCUCGAGCGUAGGCUGAACCUAUGA
Messenger RNA from Alternaria ethzedia, 1083 nucleotides. RefSeq lists its product as uncharacterized. The transcript has 3 exons. Gene Ontology annotation, molecular function: Rab geranylgeranyltransferase activity. Gene Ontology annotation, cellular component: Rab-protein geranylgeranyltransferase complex; cytoplasm. Lineage: Eukaryota; Fungi; Ascomycota; Dothideomycetes; Pleosporales; Pleosporaceae. The record is from RefSeq and is a predicted model, not a curated record. Bases 1 to 1083 code for a protein of 360 amino acids. Gene Ontology annotation, biological process: protein geranylgeranylation.